Messenger RNA from Parnassius mnemosyne (clouded apollo), 5688 nucleotides. The record is from the annotation of a GenBank genome assembly. Lineage: Eukaryota; Metazoa; Arthropoda; Insecta; Lepidoptera; Papilionidae.
AUGAUGGCUACUUCUUUAAUAGUAUUAUUAAUAUCAUUUUGGCUUCGAUGCACAAUAGCUUAUGGAUACGAGUUUAUAUCACAAUAUCCAAUUCAUCAAAAUGAGACAUUCCAAUUUUAUCAUCUUGUUGUUGACAAAAUUAGUGGUCAAGUCUAUGCUGGUUCAUUGAAUUGGCUACAUCAAUUGAGUCCAGACUUGAAACCGAUACAUGUAAUCCGAACCGGCCCUAAACUGGAUAACCCGAUGUGUCAUGCCAGUGGAUGCCCAUCUCCCGACAUUCAAACGACCUGGAUCGACAACGUGAACAAAAUAUUGGUUAUAGAUCAAGAGUCCAGAAUAGUAUUAGCAUGUGGAUCAGUGGCUCAAGGAUCUUGUUAUAAAUACAAACUGGGCGAUUUAUCAGCAGAACCAGAAUUUGUACCUGUUAGCGUCGCUGCAAACGAUGCUGAAGCUUCUACUUAUGCUUUUAUUGGUCCUGAAAGAUACAACUCCUGGGACCGUUCUAAUGUAUUAUAUGUUGGUACAACCUUUACUAAUAAUGGAGAAUACCGUCAUGAUGUCCCUGCGAUCUCAAGUCGUGAUCUUAUGACACUUGAACUGGCCCAAUUUACAUUUUCUAAACAAAGUUUGAUUCAGAUAGAUGUUAAAUACAGAGAUAAUUUUUUAGUACAGUAUGUGUAUGGUUUUAACGCAAGUGACUAUGCAUACUUCUUAUUAAUUCAAAAACAUUCUCAUCUUGCUGGAAAUGAGGAACUUGGUUAUGUGUCCCGUUUAGCCCGUACAUGUGUCAAUGAUGACAACUACAAUAGUUAUACUGAAGUUACUUUAGAAUGUCAUGUAAAGGAGGAAACUAUUAAUGGUAAGAUUGAAAUUGUUAAUUAUAAUUUAGUUCAAGAUGCUAAAAUAGCUAAAGCAGGUGUAAAGUUAGCAGCACAGUUAGGCAUCGAGACUGGUGAUCCAAUUCUCGUUGCUUUGUUUAGCCCAUCAAAAGGUAUCAGUAAUGAACCAAUAGCUAAGUCUGCUAUUUGUGUGUACUCCUUACAAGAUAUAGAAAUUAAGUUUAAUGAAAAUGUUCAUAUGUGUUUUAAUGGUAGUACAAAGGCACGAAAUAUGGGAUACAUAUCAGGUAUGAUAUCUGAUGGUAAAUGUCCAAGUGUAGGUUCCACUGGUAAUAUACUUAAUUUUUGUGAGGUAGGUCUCAAAAUUAGUGGACUGUACCCUAUUAAAACAAUGUCAGUGAUUAGUUGGAAUGAUACAUUAAUUACUUCUGUAACUAUGUCUGUAACUGGCUUACAUACUGUGGCUUUCCUUGGUACAAGUGAUGGGGUAUUGAAAAAAGUGCUAAUUGAUGCUGAUAAAGCAUUAGAAUACUCUAGUGAAGUGCUCUUACCUGGACAAAAAAUACUUCCAGAUACUACUUUGUCACCAUAUCAAAAAUCUCUUUAUAUUUUAGCCAAAAAUUCUAUUGUACAGAUACCAACUGAGAAGUGUGCAGAACAUGGCAAUUGUUCAUCAUGCCUAGAAUCUAAUGAUCCACAUUGUGGUUGGUGUUCAUUAGAAAAGCGAUGCACAGUCCAAAGUAUGUGCCAAAAAGGUACCCAAAGUGCACCUAGAUGGCUAUCCCAAUAUACAGGGCAGCAAUGUAUUGAUUUUGAACAGAUAUUACCAGAAAGAAUUUCGGUUAAUGAAGUAACUACAGUGCAACUUGUUAUAAGAACAUUACCAGAACUUCCCUUUGGGGCUAAAUAUAAAUGUGUUUUCGGUAACGCUCCUCCUAUUGAUGCUGCAGUAACUUCUAAUGGCUUAGCAUGCCCUACACCAGAUAUAAAACAUAGGCCAAAAAUUCCACAAGAUCAAGACCAUGUAUAUGUCCCUCUUUCAGUACAUUCUUCAGAAACCAAUAAAGAUUUUGUUUCUCGAAACUUUGCUUUUUAUGAUUGUGCUAAGCACACUACAUGUCAUAGCUGCAUAAUGAGUGAGUGGGCGUGCAAUUGGUGUAUUUAUGAUAACAAAUGUACACAUGACACAUUUGUAUGCCAAAGAACUGUCAUAAGUGGAGAAAAUAACCCAACAAAGUUGCUUAAUCAUGGCAUUGGUCAUUGUCCUCGUAUAAGGCAGUAUAAAAAACCAGUAUUAUUACCUAAUAAUGUUCCCAAGGAGUUGGAGCUUGAAGUGGAAAACUUACCUCAUUUACAACCCGGCCAUUUUGGGUUUCAGUGUUCAGUUAGUAUUGAAUUAGCUAAUAUGGUCAUACCAGCUAGAGUGGAAUCAAACCAUUUCAUUGUUUGUGAUAAAACAACUUAUUCAUAUGAAGGAUAUGUUGGUGAGUAUAAUGUGAGUGUCAAAGUAUACUGGAACCAUAAACAUUAUAUAGAUACAAUUAACAUAACAUUAUAUAAGUGUGAAAUUCUUGGAUCCCACAGAGAUCAUGCUGAUUGUUCUCUUUGUAAAACACGAAAUUCUAUUUAUCAAUGUACAUGGUGUGGUAAUUCAUGUUCCUAUAGUGAGUCUUGUCUUGAAGAUCCAAUAACUGCAUGUCCUAAACCUAGAAUAGAUAUGAUAAAACCACUAAGUGGGCCUAUUGAAGGAGGAACUAUUGUUACUAUAGAAGGCAGCAACCUUGGCUUAAGAGUUGAAGAAGUGACAGGAAAGGUUAAAAUUGGUGAUGUGUUGUGCGAUAUAGUAGAUUUUGAAGUAUCAGUCAGCAUUACUUGUCGUACAGGCCCAUCUAAUGGCUCUAUUGUUGCACCAGUUAUUGUAGAAAAUGAAGCUGGUUACACUGAAUCAAGUGUACUGUUUAGUUAUAAAAAUAUCAAAUUACAGGGUAUAUACCCUGGGCUUGGUCCCGUUUCUGGUGGGACUCAAUUAGCAAUUGGUGGACAACAUCUGAAUAUUGGUUCAGCUGUUUCUGCAUAUUUGGACGAAUUACCAUGUGCUGUCAAUAAAACACAAACAUCUAACAGCAGAUUAAUUUGUGUUACUCCAAAAGCUAAUUCUCCUCGAGUGAUACGUAAAAUUACAGUUGUUAUUGACAAUGCUAAUAGGACUUUAAAUGGAAAUUUAUUUAACUAUACAGCAGACCCUACUAUUAUGGAAAUAAAACCAUUAAAAAGUUUUGUAUCUGGUGGAAGAAUGAUAACAGUUCAUGGUACAAAUUUACAUACUAUUCAAAAACCCUUAAUGAAGUUAUAUUUUGCAGAAGAGAUAGUUCCCAUUAAUUUCACUUCCUGUGUAGUCCUUAAUUCAAAUCAAAUGGAAUGUCCUAGUCCUGCAAUAAACAAGAAAUAUGAUGAGAUUAUACAAGCAACUAAGUCACAAACAAGUACUCCACAAAUAGUAAUGAAGGUUGGUUUUGUAAUGGAUAAUGUGACAACAGUUCAUGAUUUAGAAAAGUACUUUAAUCCUUUAAGAACUUAUAUGGUGUUUGUUGAAGAUCCUCAUGUUUAUCAAUUUCCCAACCGCAUUAAAUCUUAUAAGGGUGAUCCCUUAGUUAUAGAAGGGGAAAAUUUAAUAAGAGCAAGUGAUGAAUCAGAUGUGGUUGUUACAAUUGGUACACAACCAUGUAAUGUCACCAGUUUGACUAUGCAACAGCUGCUGUGUAACCCCCCUGAAAUACAACCCUCGAACACAGAUGAAAAUGGUGUACAGCUAACAGAUAUUAAUUUACCAUUAGUUGUGGUUAAAGUUGGAAAGAAUUUAAGAUUUCCAAUAGGGUACUUACACUAUGAGUUGCUACGUAAUUAUAAUUUUCCACCUGAAGCUAUAGCAGGAAUUGCCGCUGGAACCAUCUUUAUAGUACUUAUUUUUAUGAUUGUGCUAGUUAUGUACAGAAGGAGGAGUACAAAAGCUGAGAGAGAAUAUAAGAGAAUACAAAUUCAAAUGGACACAUUGGAAAGUAAUGUGAGACUUGAAUGUAAAUUGGCUUUUGCAGAACUGCAAACUGAUAUGUCUGAUUUGGCAGCUGAUUUGGAACAUUCUGGUAUUCCAACUCUUGACCAUGUUAAUUAUGUAAUGAAGGUUUUCUUCCCUGGAGUAUCUGACCAUCCUAUAUUAAAUGUACAACGCCAAUUUAUAAAUACUCCUCGAACUAAUUACGAUGCGGCCAUGAUUCAAUUUGAACAACUUCUUAAUAACAAAUGUUUCCUUCUGUCAUUUAUAGAUACAUUAGAGGCCCAAAAGUCAUUUAACAUUAGAGACAAAGUAAAUGUGGCUUCCCUUCUUAUGAUUAUACUAAUGGGGAAAAUGGAAUAUGCCACAGACAUACUUAAAUCCCUACUGCUACGACUUAUUGAAAAAUCUGUUUGUAACAGACAUCCUCAAUUAAUGUUGCGAAGGACAGAAAGUGUUGUAGAAAAAAUGUUGACUAACUGGAUGGCUUUAUGUAUGUAUUACUACCUUAAAGAUUACGCAGGCUCUUCAUUAUUUUUGCUAUUUAAAGCUAUAAAACAUCAAAUAGAAAAAGGUGUUGUCGAUGCUAUAACUCAUGAAGCACGUUAUUCAUUAUCUGAAGAAAAACUUUUGAAAGAGCAAAUUGAUUACCAAUUUGUAACUUUACAUAUAGUACAAGAUGAUUUUGACGAUAAAGUUCAAUGUAAAGUUCUAGAUUGUGAUAGUGUAUCGCAAGUAAAAUCAAAAAUAUUAGAUGCUUUAUUUAAAAAUACUCCAUUUUCUAUGCGUCCUUCCGUCCACGAAGUUGAUUUAGAAUGGCGGCACGGCAGAGGUGGCCAUGUUACUCUUCAGGAUGAAGAUGUUACAACAAAAACAGUCAAUGGUUGGCGAAAAUUAAAUACGUUGGCUCAUUAUGGAGUCAAAGAAUCUGCUAUCAUGUCCUUGAUCCCUCGCCAAAACGACAGUUUCAAUACUCCUUACAAAAUACCCUGUAAAAACUGUACUGGUAUUUAUUGCUCCAAUUCCCACAUAAGAGUUUAUAAUAGUGAUAUAACUGAUCAAAAUGUCCACUUUUACCAUUUGGUUAAACCCAUUGAGUAUCAACACAUCAUAAAUAAAUCUUCUGAACAUAGUCACAAAGCUAUACCAGAAAUAUUUCUCACCAGACUACUUUCUACAAAAGGCACAGUACAUAAAUUUGUUGAUGACUUCUUCAGUACUAUACUGACAGUCAAUGAGGUAUUGCCUCCGGCUGUCAAAUGGUUAUUUGAUCUUUUUGACGAUGCUGCAAGAGCACACGGUAUUAUAAAUCCUGAAGUGGUACAUGCAUGGAAAUCAAACAGUUUACCACUGCGUUUUUGGGUUAAUCUUAUAAAAAAUCCCGAUUUUAUUUUCGAUAUUAACAAAACAGCAACUGUUGAUUCCUCUCUUUCUGUGAUCGCCCAAACUUUUAUGGACGCGUGUUCAUUAACAGAACAUCGCCUGUGCAAGGAUUCCCCGUCCAAUAAAUUACUUUUUGCAAAGGACCUACCCACGUACAGAGAAAUGGUUAUUGAAUUUUAUCAAGCAGUAUCACAAUUACCUCAAGUAACAGAUCAAGAGUUAAGCACAUCUAUGCAACAACUAUCAGUGGAACAGUUAAAUGAGUUUGACACUCUGUCGGCUCUAAAAGAAUUAUAUAUCUAUGUCAGUAAAUACAGAGAGCAAAUUAUGUUAGGGUUAGAAAAUAAAAUGCACUUAGCUCAUAAAUUAGAUAAUAUAGCAUGUACUAUGGAAGGUGAUCCAACUUCUAUAUGCUGA